AAACCUUAACUAAUUAUUAUUGUAAAUAAAUAGGAAAUACAUAUAUUAAAUUAAUUGAAUAUGGUUCAAUAUCAAGGGAACUCCGGUGCCGGCGGCGGUGGUGAGCACAUUCACAUGGUCACCUUGGACAAGACGGGCAAGAAAUCCUUUGGCAUUUGCAUAGUGCGCGGCGAGGUGAAGGAUUCGCCGAAUACGAAAACAACUGGCAUAUUCAUAAAGGGCAUCGUGCCCGAUAGUCCUGCGCAUCUCUGUGGCAAACUAAAGGUGGGCGAUCGCAUUCUAUCGCUGAAUGGCAAGGAUGUGCGGCAUGCCACAGAGCAAGCGGUCAUUGAUCUGAUCAAGGAUGCGGACUUCAAGAUCGAGCUGGAAAUACAGACAUUCGACAAGAGCGAUGAGGCCAACAAAAGCAACGAUCCACGCAGCAAUGGCUACAUGCAGGCCAAAAACAAAUUCAAUCAAGAGCAAACAUCCAGCAAUAAUAUGGGCGGCAUGGGCAUGACCAGGCAGCCGACGGUGCGCAAUGAUCCGAAGCGUGGCUCAAACUUCGCAGCCUCCACUCGGGUCAAGCACGUGCCGCUCAACUACGACGAAGACGAUGAGGAUACGCGUGACAUGACCGGACGCAUACGUACACAAGCGGGCAUUGAGAUCGAUCGCGCUUCGGCGGGCAACUGCAAGCUGAACAAGCAGGAAAAAGAUCGCGACAAGGAGACGGAGGAUGAGUUCGGCUAUACCAUGGCGAAGAUCAACAAGCGCUAUAACAUGAUGAAGGAUCUGCGUCGCAUCGAGUUCCAGAGGCAGGGCAACCUGCCGCUGGGCAUUGCUUUGGCUGGCCACAAGGACAGACAGAAAAUGGCCUGCUUUAUCGCCGGCGUGGAUCCGAAUGGCUUGCUGGCCAAUCUGGAUGUGAAGCCGGGCGACGAGAUCGUCGAGGUCAAUGGCAAUGUGCUGAAGAAUCGCUGCCACUUGAAUGCCAGCGCCGUCUUUAAGAACGUUGAGGGCGAGAAAAUCGUGCUGAUUACCUCCCGGCGCAAGGCCAACGAUGAGGGCAUGUGCGUCAAGCCCAUUAAGAAGUUCCCACCAUCCACAGAUGAGACGAAAUUCAUCUUCGAUCAGUUCCCCAAGGCGCGCUCGGUUCAGGUACGCAAGGAGGGCUUCCUGGGCAUCAUGGUCAUCUACGGCAAGCACGUCGAGGUGGGCAACGGCAUCUUUGUAUCUGAUUUACGCGAGGGCUCCAACGCAGAGCUGGCGGGCGUCAAAGUCGGUGACAUGUUGCUGGCUGUUAAUCAGGAUGUGACACUGGAGUCGAACUAUGAUGAGGCGACCGGACUAAUAAAACGUGCCGAGGGCGUGGUCACCCUGAUUCUGCUCACACUCAAGAGCGAAGAGUCCAUCAGGAGCGAGCGCGAGGCAGAGGAGAAGAAGAAAGAGGAGGCCAAAAAGGAGGCGGAGAAGCCACAAGAUCCAGCCACAGCUGAAAUAAAGCCAAACAAAAAGAUUCUCAUUGAGGUGAAGGUGGAAAAGAAACCGUUGGGCGUUAUAGUAACCGGUGGCAAGAACAACUUCGUCAAGACUGGUUGUGUCAUCACACACAUUUAUCCGGAAGGCGCCAUCGCGGCUGACAAUCGCCUGAAGAUCUUUGAUCACAUUUGCGACAUCAACGGCAAUCAGGUGCACUGCGAGAGCAUGACCACGCUGAAGGUGCAUCAGCUGUUCCACAUGACCUACGAGAAGAAUGUCAACUUUACAGUUUACCGUGCCGAUCCGCCGGAGCUGGAGAAAUUCAAUGUGGACUUUAUGAAGAAGAGCGGCAAGGAAUUGGGUCUCUCGCUGGCGCCCAAUGAACGCGGCUGCACCAUCUCCGAAAUUAUACAAGGACAAUAUCCAGAAAUCGAUAGCAAGCUGCAACGCGGCGACAUUAUAACCAAAUUUAACGGCGAUGCGCUGGAGGGUCUGCCAUUCCAGGUGUGCUAUGCAUUGUUCAAGGGCGCCAACGGCAAGAUCUCGAUGGAGGUGACACGGCCAAAGCCCACGCUGCGAACGGAGGCACCCAAGUAGAGGACGAGCGAACGAAAUUCAUCCACUGUAGAUGCGUGUUAGUGCCAUGAAGAAUAAAACAAUUUAGAAUCAGUUCUAAUUUAAUAA
Molecule: messenger RNA, 2145 nt
Organism: Drosophila navojoa
Lineage: Eukaryota; Metazoa; Arthropoda; Insecta; Diptera; Drosophilidae
Gene: inaD
Product: inactivation no afterpotential D
Molecular function (GO): protein binding
Source: RefSeq, a predicted model, not a curated record